AUGAUCGGCGGCCUCUUCAUCUACAACCACAAGGGCGAGGUGCUGAUCUCGCGCGUCUACCGCGAUGAUAUUGGUCGAAACGCCGUGGACGCCUUCCGCGUCAACGUCAUCCACGCUCGCCAGCAGGUUCGCUCUCCGGUGACCAAUCUCGCCCGAACCUCCUUCUUCCACGUCAAACGAGGCAACCUCUGGCUGGCCGCCGUCACCAAGCAAAAUGUCACCGCAGCGAUGGUCUUCGAGUUCCUCCUGAAGAUGUGCGACGUCAUGCAGAGCUACUUCGGCAAGAUCAGCGAGGAGAACGUGAAGAACAACUUUGUGCUGAUCUACGAACUGCUCGAUGAGAUCCUCGACUUUGGCUACCCGCAGAACACCGACACCGGCAUUUUGAAGACCUUCAUCACCCAGCAGGGGGUGAAGUCGGCCACCAAGGAGGAGCAGGCGCAGAUUACCUCGCAGGUGACGGGGCAGAUUGGCUGGCGAAGGGAAGGAAUUAAAUAUCGUCGAAAUGAGCUCUUCCUGGACGUCCUCGAGUACGUCAAUCUGCUGAUGUCGACGCAAGGCCAAGUCCUCUCCGCCCACGUAGCGGGAAAGGUGAUCAUGAAGUCCUAUCUUUCGGGGAUGCCCGAAUGCAAGUUCGGCAUCAACGACAAGAUUACCAUGGAGAGCAAGAGCAAGUCGACGACGCAGUCGGCCAUUUUGGAUGACUCUGCAGCCCGGCCUGGAACUGUUGGGGGAAAUGCCGCCUCCUCCUCUUCGAAAUCCUCCAUCGCCAUCGAUGAUUGCCAAUUUCACCA
Molecule: messenger RNA, 794 nt
Organism: Rhagoletis zephyria (snowberry fruit fly)
Lineage: Eukaryota; Metazoa; Arthropoda; Insecta; Diptera; Tephritidae
Product: AP-2 complex subunit mu-like
Biological process (GO): intracellular protein transport; vesicle-mediated transport
Cellular component (GO): clathrin adaptor complex
Source: RefSeq, a predicted model, not a curated record